This is a messenger RNA of Panicum hallii, 1054 nucleotides long. RefSeq names its product psbP domain-containing protein 4, chloroplastic. Gene Ontology annotation, biological process: photosynthesis. The record is from RefSeq and is a predicted model, not a curated record. The coding region runs from base 23 to 829 and encodes 268 amino acids. The transcript is spliced from 5 exons. Gene Ontology annotation, molecular function: calcium ion binding. Gene Ontology annotation, cellular component: extrinsic component of membrane; photosystem II; photosystem II oxygen evolving complex. NCBI's taxonomy places the organism in Eukaryota, Viridiplantae, Streptophyta, Magnoliopsida, Poales, Poaceae.
CAGUCUCAAACACCUCGCAGAGAUGAGCAGCACGGUGCUGUUCUCGCCUAGCUCUGCCCUGUUCCUCACCAACCCUUCUCCCCUCGCCAAGGGCCGGGCGGCGGUGGCGGUAAGGUGCAGCACUGGGCCAGCCAUGUCAGUGUCGCAGCAUGAGGAGGAGGGCGAGAGGGAGGGGUCAGCAAUGGUGGGGAGGAGGCGUGCAUUGGCUUCUACUGCUGCUGUCUGUGGAGCUUCAGUGCUUGGGUUUGCAGGCCAUGGCCUGGCGGCCACGCAGGGGCUGCUGGCAGGGAGGAUCCCCGGCUUGUCAGAACCUGAUGAAUAUGGCUGGAGAACGUACCGUAGGCCAGACGACAAGUCCGGCGGCCAUGGAGUCGGCUGGAGCCCCAUCAUCCCCUACAGCUUCAAAGUUCCUGAUGGCUGGGACGAGGUCCCGGUGUCGAUUGCUGAUCUUGGUGGCACGGAGAUCGACCUGCGCUUUGCGAACCCAAAGGAGGGCAGGUUGUUCGUCAUCGUAGCUCCAGUUCGCAGGUUUGCAGAUGAUCUUGAUGAUGCGACCAUCGAGAAGAUUGGCAGCCCGGAGAAGGUGAUCGGUGCCUUUGGUCCAGAGGUCAUCGGAGAGAAUGUGGAAGGGAAGGUCUUGUCCUCAGCGACAGAAGAACAUUCAGGAAGAACGUACUACCAGUUUGAGUUGGAGCCACCCCAUGUGUUCAUUACAGCCACUGCUGCUGGGAACAGGCUCUACCUGUUCAGCGUAACUGCAAACGGUCUGCAAUGGAAGAGGCAUUACAAGGAUCUGAAACAAAUAGCAGAAUCAUUUCGUGUCGUGUAGAGUUUCCAUGGCUUCUUUUACAGUACUGCCUUUUGUUAACACGAUUAGAGGACAUGAGGGAUGCUAUUAUGUAGAGAGGAUAAGUGAACAUCAGCUUUGAUGGUCACUUAAAAUUAGAAAGCUGAAGCAGUUCAGCAGUAUGUUAAGCUUGCUCUUUAAAGGCUAAAUGCUUGUAACAACAAAAAUUUUCAGAUAUUGCCUCAGAGGACUACAGAUCGUGGCAAA